ACCAGAGCAUGUUCGAGCCGUCAGAUUCAUUACACACAAUUAUCAAAGGGGCUUCGCGAAAAUGUAAUGUCAAAUGUACAAGUGGCAGUGAUGUUGUCGGGAAAUAGUUACAGUAACUGGUUGUAAAUUUUGCAUUGUUCGGAAGUGACUGUUGGGUGCAUUGUUAACGUACAAUCGCAAUUGCGGCGUAGAUUAUAAACCCUGUCUGCUACAGUUGUAGAGUGGGAGGGUUCAGGAAGGGGGGAAAUCGCUUCCAGGUUCAGCUUCUGACACACAGAAGACUAACCUGUUGUACUCAAGCAUAGGAGGUGGACAGAUGGAAUGGUGAUUUAGCGAUCUUUACACAAGCCGUUUUACGAGGGACGUACGUUGAUUUCAGAAGUUUUCCUCAAUUUCUUUACCAUAUUCGAAAAUCGUAAAUUUCAUGACAUUGUGUUUAGAGAGAGCACAACAGGAGUUUUAUAAAUGAGAAAGGCUAUGAAAUUAUCCAACCAGUAUUGUAGUAGCAAUAAGCAAAAAAGCGAAAACGAGGACAGCAUCCAUUAUUCCGACGGUAGCGACAGCAUCAGCUCGGCAGAGGAGUGCAUUGCAACCAGAAAAGGGAACAAAAAAUCUACCAAUAAAAAGUGCCGGAUCGGAAAUUCGGAGGACGGGGAGUUGGAUUUAAAUCAAACUGAUUUUGUAUUCGAAUCCCAACCGAGACAAAGGCUGGCGGCCAAUGCACGAGAGCGGGAUCGAACCCAUAGCGUCAACACGGCUUUCGUGACGCUUCGGACUUUGAUCCCGACUGAGCCAGCUGACCGGAAGUUGUCCAAAAUAGAAACUUUGAGAUUAGCAACGAGUUACAUAGCUCACCUGAACACUGUAUUGAUGGUGGGGUCGGAGUGUAUUGACCAGCCGUGUGUGAAACAUCAGGCUAUGUUGCGCGGAGGACUGGACAAUAUACCGAAACCGGUGUGUACCUUUUGUCUCAGCGCGUCCCGGACUCGCACGAUGAAGCCCGAGAGCUGUAUGUACAAAGAUGUCCGGCCUGGAAUGCAGGUCCGCAGAUGACGAUGUGAAAACAUUCAAGGGAUACUAUAAUAUGCAAACAGACUCGGGAGCCAGAUUUUAGGGUUCCGGAUAUCUUACACCACGACGUUGUGAACUUGUCUAUCCAUCUGAACAAGCUUAAGAUUAUUAAUAUUUGCCGAAGUAAAAUAGAAACACGUAUUUGGACACUUUGACAUUGAUCGUCUUUUAUCACGCAGUAUUUCGUUUCGAAUCAUUGUCACUGUUAGAUCAACAAUUAAGAUGGCAAUUUGUAAAAACAAAACAAGAACUGUAUGAUAUAUAAUCACAGUCGUCAUCAAUACGUCAUACCUCGGUUCUACGGGGUUUAUAGUAACAAGUUCAACUAAAGCAAAUAAAAUCAUGUUUUUCAACUUAACAGUGUUCAGCGAAACGUAUCUAUAUAUAUUAUUUAUGUGCCAACGUGAUUGCUCUUAGAAAUUUACGUCUAAGUUUGCAUAUGUUCCAUUAAUAAAAUGUACAUUUUGUAUAUCAGAGACUUGAUGCGAAUCUCAUUUCCGUCUCAAUUUUUUAUGCAGUAAAAACUACAAAUACAAUCAUGACAUUCAGAUCAAUAAACGUAUACUUUAAAAUAGCUGUAAUCAGCCCAAUCCAAUUUCACAUUAGAAGAGGGUUUUUUUCAUAUUUCGGUUAACAAGAGCCAAUCAGCCAUUGGGAUUCUACCAACACCAGAAUGAUAAAUGAUUUCGUAGAUGUCAGGACGGCAGACACGGGGAAACAUUGGUAGGGCGGCACCUUGUAAUCUGCAUCAAUUUGUAGUUAUAUAUACAUAAUUCAAAAUCUGAUUUGUGCUCUGUUUCGAGUUCUGUAAUUGACUAAUAGUAGCACACGUGACCCAAAAAACAGCUGUUAUUGUUAGUAUGAACGACUGUUUUGUUUUCCAUUAAACUACUUUAAAGAACUUUCAAAUCCAAAAUUUUCAAUAGAUCAUUGUCGAUCAUGUGAAUUGUCUCCCCUUGCACAAACCAAACUCGCCGAGAAAGAAAUGCUUGAUCUACAGUUUAUCAUUAUUUCUUUGUAUCGUUAUAUUUGUGGUAAUGUUAAAUUAUCAUCAUUAUAUAACAAGUUUUGCAAAAAUGAGUUUUUACUAGACCUCAUUAUUUUCACGUUAAUUUUUAAACAUGCAUACUUGCAUAAACAUUGGAAAAAUCCCUAUUUCAUACCUCUAUGAACUGUACAAAAUACAAAAGGCUGAUGUAACAUUAAACUGUUAAACAUCACAAAGACUACUAAAGUAUGUAUAUCUGUCAUAAAUUAACUCAUUCAACCCUGAAGACACAUUUAACUCUUCCAAUUCAAUGGUUGGAAUAGUUCAUUAUGAAAUACCAGGAUUGAAUGAGUUAAGUACAUCGCGGAGACGGCUUUUAGUUGUGUGUAAAUGAUGCCUUCUUUGACGUUUUAUUACUUAGAAGUAUAAUCCGACAUUCUAGUUUGCACUCUGAUUGAAAAAAUGAAGUAUGUCAUAUCUAAAUGAAUACUGAUAGUGUCACAGAUCAGGUUCCUUAAUACAAACAACUUCAACAAACGUUUUAACGCAUAAUGUUACAAGCCCGGACCAUGCUGUUCAUGUACAUGUCAAUAUGCCGAUUGUCUUUUAUAACAAGUUAAGAUCAUAAUUCAUUUAUAUUAUUUGAUUUUGAUUUUCAUUAAUCGAGGUCCAGGGAGUUUGACAAGGAUUUGAAGAAAUGCUUAACCCUAUGGCCGAAAUUGCACGUACAUGUAAUAAUCGCUGUUUUGUGAAUAAAUUUUGUAUGGGAACAUCACGCCAAUAAAAACAAAUCUUGUGUUUGCGCUAGCCCUACUUACCCUAGAAACUGUGCCUACCCUAAAGUUUGUAUUGACAUAUAGUGAUAUGCACUGUUAGCAUAACAGACAUAUUUUCCAAAACAAGAAAAAAUACCUAUCUACCCAAUUUUGGAUGAUAGCGGAAACAUACUUAAUUUUCUUUGGCCUUGGAACAUUUGUCUUUGGCAUGCAUUGGCAGCACAAUCGAAUUGCUAAUUAAUUCUGACGUCAACAGGGGUGAUGCUUUACAUGUGAUUUAUCAGAAAUCAUAUGACUCUUACAUUUCAUACCGACUUAAGGAAAUGAUGUAUUUUGCCAUCAGUACAUGUGCUCGUUGACUUAAUCUAUGGAGUUAAACUUAUCAAGAGUCGUACAAUAAAUACCUUAAUGUAACAACCAAAUUGUAUUGUCUUGGAAUUGUUGUUUUAAGAAUAUUUGUAGUUUACAAGAUGUAAACCAGAAUUGAGAAAUUCUAUCACAGGUGUUGACAUCCUCGAUAUCCAGGGGUUACAAUCACUUUCGCUCUCUGCACCCCUGGAAUAUGUCAUAGCAAAAUUGAAGGCUCAGUGUGCAUCACCGUGUUGAUGGGACAAGAAGACUUGUUCGAUUCUUUGAAGUACAUCAAAAGAAUCUUUCGGUCGCGUAACGAUACAAAUUGAUUGACUUUGAAGUCGGGUGUCGCUCACCUGUAAUCUUCAAAGGACAGGUAUCAGCCGAGCAAUUUUGGCCAGGUUUGUUUUAUCUGAGACCCAUAAAACAGCUAUCUUUGAGCCUUCAGCUUUGCUAUGACAUAUUCCAGGGGUGCAGAUAUAUCAAGGAUGAGAUGCUGUACGAUAUAGUUAUUCAUCUAAGUAUUAAAUAUACAAUACUCAUUUUCUGUUUCAUUAACGGUUGUACUUCAAUUUGCAUUAUAUACACGUAACACCUAUUUGAACAUUGAUGUACUAGAUUAAUUUGAAAUAAUAACUGCAUAUCCUUUUAUCUCUUUGUUAAAAUAAAUGGAGCAUUAUUAUGAUAUAAGG
Mizuhopecten yessoensis (Yesso scallop) is the source of this 3878-nucleotide messenger RNA. Its product is annotated as basic helix-loop-helix transcription factor scleraxis-like. The coding region runs from base 466 to 1053 and encodes 195 amino acids. The transcript has 2 exons. Gene Ontology annotation, biological process: regulation of transcription by RNA polymerase II; developmental process. Lineage: Eukaryota; Metazoa; Mollusca; Bivalvia; Pectinida; Pectinidae. The record is from RefSeq and is a predicted model, not a curated record. Gene Ontology annotation, molecular function: DNA-binding transcription factor activity, RNA polymerase II-specific; protein dimerization activity; RNA polymerase II transcription regulatory region sequence-specific DNA binding.